CCAAGCCGAUCGAGAGGGGACUGGGACGGAGACCAAUGCGGACGGGUGCAGAGACUGAUCACCUCUGAGAACGAUCCUGAGUUAGAUACAGGAACACACAAGCUGGUCCCCGGUGAUUGGGUUCUGGUGAAGAAAUUUGUGCGAAAACACCCUCUUGAACCAAGAUAUGACGGUCCCUUCCAGGUCCUCCUAAUAACAGCUACAUCUGUGAAAGUUGCAGGGAAGAAUACCUGGAUACACGCCUCCCACUGCAAGAAGGUCACCAUACCCAAGGAAACGGAUAAAGAUAAAUCAUGAUCAUAUAUAUCCUUUGUCUGUGUGGGUUGACUGGGGCACAGCAUGCAGCCAUUACUAAGAAAGAUGGGAAGGUCAUUUUUUGGUAUAAUUCAUCUGAUACCCAUAUAGCCACGUUUGACUUCCACCCGUGUAAGAUACUCCCAUGUCCUGAGCAUGACAGCAGGUCAGAACGGUAUGAAAAAGGUGACGGAGAGGGAUAUAUAUGUGUCACUAAAGGGUCAUGGGGAAAAAAUUGUGACAGUUGGGGAGCAGCAGCUUGGAACACAGGGACACCCUGGGGAUAUAACCCUCUGCCAGCCUAUGACAGUAAAGACAGCCAGGGGGAGCCCUUGCUAACCCGUCUUACCCUCACCAAGCCAGGGCCCAGUAUGACACUUGUCCUAAACAUACGGAAUCCGAGCCCAUCCGAUAAGGGAGAGUAUGUGUUGGGGUGGUGGUUCGGAGGUGGUCACUGGGGUCAUAGAGGGUCUUUCCGUCUAGAAGAUAUGUACAACAACAAUGAAUGGCAGCCAAUCAAGAACCUGCCGCCCCCACCAAACCCCUUAAAGCCCCAUGUACAGACCCUGGAGGACAUGGUUGCAAUAGCAGAUCCUACCUUCAAGGAUACAAUGGAGGUUGAGACCGGCCUUUCAGAAAUCAAUCUCUGGCUAGAAUGGAUGAGAUAUAGCGCCAGCAGACAUAAUAAAACCAACUGCUAUGUCUGUGGUAGUGCUAGGCCACAUUUGGGUACAGUCCCAUUAGUUAUACCUAAAAAAGAGGAAGAGUGCUUCCUAAGCCUCUACGCUAACAUUUCCACCAACCAAUUAACAUGUGAGAAAUGGAAAAAGGAAUAUCCCAUAGACACCAGUGCUUCAAUACCUAAGAUAGCUAUCACCUUAUACCCUGGAAACUACACUUGUUAUGCUCACCAUGAAGGGAGGGGUAAAAACCUAGGUAACUUCUCCAAAGGUUACUGUGCUUCUUACAGUCAUGUCCCGGCCAACUUAAUACAGAAUCAAAGUCAAUCCUUGGGGAUGUGUAUUGGAUAUGUGGAGACAUGCAAGUGAGGUCCAGAUUUGAAGGACAAUGGAGGGGAGAAUGUGCCCUUGCAAAGGCCAUCAUGCCUCUGCACAUCCUAACCCUAACGGAAGGUAUUCACAACACACAGGGUAAGAGGACAAAAAGGGAAGCCCUUCCGGGAAGUUUUGACCCUCAUGUGUAUUUAGAUGCCAUUGGAGUUCCGAGGGGGGUCCCUGAUGAAUUCAAGGCCCGAGACCAGGUAAAAGCAGGUUUAGAGGCCCUAAUCCCCAUAAUAACUGUUAGCAAAAAUGUAGACUGG
Molecule: messenger RNA, 1615 nt
Organism: Rana temporaria (common frog)
Lineage: Eukaryota; Metazoa; Chordata; Amphibia; Anura; Ranidae
Exons: 2
Coding region: 294-1343 (349 amino acids)
Source: RefSeq, a predicted model, not a curated record